UGUAGAAUUAAGCAAAUGUCAACACAAGUGAAUGUUUUAUGUUUUCUCCUUAUAUUUUGUUUUAAGUCUCGCUGUCUACACUGUAUGAAAGCCAUAACAGUACCUGGAACUUUCCAAAAUGUYGUACUCGGUCAAAACAGUACUAAUGUCAAACUAACAUGGACGAUCGACCUCGAAGGGCAACCCUUCAGUCAACUGAAAAUCUCRAGGUAUAAGGAAAAUGAUCCUGCCAGAACACAGAAAAAUUUAGGUCUUCUGUACAGCAGUAAUCGUGCAGCAGUUUCAAGUUCAGCAUACAGUCUAAAUGCAAGCAAGCUUUCCUCGCCUGUGUAUGCUACUCUCACGAUCAAGGACGUUCUGAACCAGAGCAGAAAUUUCGAUGGUUCWGAGGUAGACGUACUGAAAAAUACGUAUGUGUUCAAAAUKGAAGUUGAUGUAGAGAAUCCAUCAGUACUUACGUUGGUGGAUACGGUCAAGUUGCAAGUAUUUGGUAAGGAAAAACAAUAUUGCAUUUCAAUUAUUUUGAAUAAUUUUAACCUUAUUUCGAGAACUCUGCAUCCGUGA
This is a messenger RNA of Actinia tenebrosa (Australian red waratah sea anemone), 564 nucleotides long. RefSeq lists its product as uncharacterized. NCBI's taxonomy places the organism in Eukaryota, Metazoa, Cnidaria, Anthozoa, Actiniaria, Actiniidae. The record is from RefSeq and is a predicted model, not a curated record.